This is a messenger RNA of Mustela erminea (ermine), 3837 nucleotides long. RefSeq lists its product as uncharacterized. The record is from RefSeq and is a predicted model, not a curated record. The transcript is spliced from 3 exons. Lineage: Eukaryota; Metazoa; Chordata; Mammalia; Carnivora; Mustelidae. Gene Ontology annotation, biological process: proteolysis; virion assembly. Gene Ontology annotation, molecular function: RNA-DNA hybrid ribonuclease activity; zinc ion binding; nucleic acid binding.
AUGGUCCCUAUUGACCCUCCCUCUUCUAACGAUGCCCCCUCUCUGCGACGCCCCAGACAAUUACAGGUCCUCCCUUCCGAGGAAUCCCCUUUGAUAGACCUCCUAACCGAGGACCCCCCACCUUAUCGCCCUCUUAGACCAGCACCAAACCCCAUAGGGGAACCAAAUCCUGACCCUUCGCCAUCUCCAAUUGCAGGCAGAGUUAGAGGCCGACAAAGACCGGAGAAAGAAGAAGCUUCCAGGCUCCUACCCUUGCGUCAGGGGAGGGAACCAGGAAGCCUCCAAUAUUGGCCCUUUUCUGCAUCUGAUCUAUAUAACUGGAAGUCUCAUAAUCCUUCCUUUUCACAGGACCCCGUGGCCCUAACCGCCUUAAUUGAAUCUAUCUUAGUUACCCAUCAGCCUACCUGGGAUGAUUGUCAGCAGCUCUUGCAGGCUCUCCUCACCACAGAGGAGAGACAAAAGGUUUUUCUAGAGGCCAGAAAGAAUGUCCCAGGGGACGACGGAAGGGUCACACAACUUCCUAAUGAGAUAGAUGCUGCCUUCCCUCUGACUCGCCCUGACUGGGACUUCAAUACGGCUGCGGGUAGGACUCACCUACGUCUUUACCGCCAGUUACUCAUAGCAGGCCUCCAUAAUGCGGGACGUCGCCCCACUAAUUUGGCCCAGGUAAGACAAGUGACUCAAGGUAAGGAGGAGUCUCCAACCGCCUUCUUAGAAAGGCUUAAGGAAGCUUACCGCAGGUAUACGCCUUUUAACCCAGAUAAUGAUGAACAAAGAGGAAAUGUUUCCAUGACAUUCAUUUGGCAGUCAGCUCCAGAUAUUAGAAACAAGUUACAGCAUUUGGAAAAUCUACAAGAUUUCUCUUUGCAAGAUUUAUUAAAGGAGGCAGAAAAGAUUUUUAAUAAGAGAGAAACCCAGGAGGAAAAAGAGGAACGACUUAGGAAGUUGCAGGAGGAAAAAGAGGAAAAGCUAAGGAAGGAAACUGAGGAAAAGGAAGAAAAGCGAGAACGUAAACGAAACAAGGAACUUAGUAAAAUCUUGGCCACCGUAGUGCAAGGCAGCCAGAGCUUAGAGAUAGGAAAGUCAGACAGAAAGGGAGACAUAAGGAGGCUUCAGAUAGAACGGGACCAAUGUGCCUAUUGCAAGGAACGAGGACAUUGGGCCAGAAACUGCCCGAACAAUCCUAAGAGAAGUGCUAAGCCGGUCACAAGACUCAUGGCUUUAGACGAAGACUAGGGGCGUCAGGGUCAGGAGCCCCCCCCUGAACCCCGGGUAACCCUAACCGUUGGGGGGCAACCAAUCACCUUUCUAGUAGAUACAGGGGCUCAACACUCCGUUUUAACUAAGGACCCGGGACCACUCAGCAACCGGAUGGCCUGGGUUCAAGGAGCCACCGGAGGAAAGCAAUACCGCUGGACUACGGAAAGAAAAGUACAUCUGGCCUCAGGUAAAGUUUCUCAUUCAUUUCUUCAUGUUCCUGAUUGCCCCUAUCUGCUCCUGGGUAGAGACUUAUUGACCAAACUCAAAGCCCAAAUUCAUUUUGAACCACAAGGGGCCACCGUAACCGGCCCCAAGGGGACUCCUCUACAUGUCCUUACCUUACAAUUGGAAGAAGAAUAUAGACUACAUGAGGAGCCCCCUCAGCCUCAGAGGGACAUAGAAUCCUGGCUUGCAUCUUACCCGAAUGCCUGGGCAGAAACAGGAGGAAUGGGACUAGCUAUCCAGCAGCCCCCCAUUCACAUACAAUUGAAGGCAACCGCUGUUCCUGUCAAUGUUAAACAGUAUCCUAUGUCCAAUGAGGCCUAUCAGGGCAUCAAGCCGCACAUACGGCGGUUACUAGACCAGGGCAUUUUGGCCCCAUGCCGGUCUCCUUGGAACACUCCUCUGUUACCCGUCAAGAAGCCUGGUACCAAUGAUUACCGACCAGUUCAGGACCUCAGGGAAGUCAAUAAGAGGGUAGAAGACAUCCACCCUACGGUGCCCAACCCUUACAACUUACUCAGCACCUUGCCUCCAACCCAUUCCUGGUAUACCGUCUUAGACCUCAAAGAUGCUUUCUUCUGUUUAAGACUGAGUCCUCAGAGCCAGCCUCUCUUUGCCUUUGAAUGGAGGGAUCCGGACUUAGGAAUAUCAGGUCAGUUGACCUGGACUCGGUUACCACAAGGGUUUAAGAACAGCCCAACGCUGUUCGAUGAGGCUCUUCACCAGGACUUGGCCGACUUCCGGGUAAGGCACCCCUCCCUGAUCCUGCUUCAAUACGUUGAUGACAUCCUACUAGCAGCCACCAAUGAAGAGGACUGCUGUACAGGUACUGGGGAUCUUUUAAUGACCCUAGGCCAAUUGGGAUAUAGGGCAUCCGCCAAGAAGGCCCAGAUUUGUCAGGUUAAAGUCACCUACUUGGGCUAUGAACUAUAUGAUGGCCAACGAUGGCUAAUGGCUGCAAGGAAAGAGACUAUUCUUAACAUUCCUGCACCUCAAAACCAUAGGCAAUUGCGGGAGUUCCUAGGAACAGCGGGCUUUUGUAGACUAUGGAUCCCGGGAUUCGCAGAGAUAGCGACCCCUCUAUAUCCAUUAACUAAGCAAGAUACUCCUUUUGUAUGGACUGAACAACAGCAGCAGGCAUUUGAUCAUAUCAAACAAGCACUCCUUAAAUCCCCAGCAUUAGGCCUGCCAGACAUUACAAAGCCCUUCGACCUUUUUGUUGAUGAGAAACAGGGCUUCGCUAAAGGGGUCUUAACACAGAGACUCGGACCUUGGAGACGCCCUAUUGCUUACCUCUCUAAAAAAUUAGACCCCGUGGCAGCUGGCUGGCCACCAUGCCUAAAGAUGAUAGCAGCAAUUGCAGUCCUCAUCAAAGAUGCCACCAAACUGACACUGGGACAGCCCCUAACCAUCCUGGCUCCACACACAGUGGAAUCUUUAAUCCGCCAACCACCAGACCGCUGGUUGUCAAAUGCCCGCCUGACGCAUUAUCAGUCCCUCCUCCUGGACACAGACAGGAUCCAAUUUGGACCUGUAAUGGCUCUUAACCCUGCAACCUUGCUGCCCACUACGGGAGAGAUACCAUUACAUGACUGUCACCAGAUCCUUGCGGAAACACAUGGGACACGACCAGACCUAACCGACCAGCCCAUGAAGGAUGCGGACCUAACCUGGUACACAGAUGGCAGUAGCUACCUGCAGGAUGGAAAACGACGGGCAGGGGCGGCCAUCACGACCGACUCCCAGCUUGUAUGGGCAAGCGCGCUACCAGAAGGUACCUCAGCACAGAGGGCAGAGCUGAUAGCUCUGACCCAGGCCCUCCAACUGGCAGAAGGAUGGGCAGAAGCUUUUCCUACCAAAAAGGAUACAGCUAACAUGGUUGCCAAGAAACUAUUAGAAGAAAUUUUCCCAAGGCCCAUCUGCAAGCUCUGCAGCUGGUGCAACAGGAAAUCUGGAAACCCCUGGGAGCCACCUACAAGGAGAAACUUGAUGUCCCACUACGGCCACAUCCCUAUAAAAUAGGGGACACCGUCUGGGUUCGCAGACAUCGGGCCACAAACCUUGAACCCCGUUGGAAGGGACCCCACAUAGUGCUCCUGACGACACCCACAGCACUAAAGGUCGACGGGAUUGCAGCCUGGAUCCAUGCCUCCCACGUGAAAGCAGCGCACCCAGAAGAACAGACCGAACCCCUUCAAGAUUCGGAAUGGACCGUCCAACGCUCCCCAAAUCCUCUAAAGAUAAGACUCAUGCGCCGUUAAUCCUUCUCCUUGUUUACACUUUCCUUUCCUUUGGGGGCCCCAGUCCAUAUCUCCCCAAACAAUUAACUUGGCAGAUCUUCUCUCAAACGGGAGA